This is a messenger RNA of Symbiodinium sp. CCMP2456, 1104 nucleotides long. The record is from the annotation of a GenBank genome assembly. NCBI's taxonomy places the organism in Eukaryota, Dinophyceae, Suessiales, Symbiodiniaceae.
AUGGCAAAGGGUGAUGGAAGUGCAAUGGAUGUCAGUGGGCUUGCAGGUGACUGGGAGGCAAAUGCUUCGGUGCGCCAGUCUGCUCGUGACACUGGGCUCUUGAUGCGGGUGCCUAACGGUGCUGCACUGUGUGAGCCCAGCCGGCCGAAUGCUGUUGCGAAUGCGGAUGUUCUAAUUCCUUGCUUGGAGCGCAUGGCUUCGACCGGCUUGAAGCUUCCUUACAUGACUCCACUGCAAGAUGAGGUAGAGAUCUUCUUUCGACAAGUGCAUGUCAAGGUUUCGGAGAAGAUUGCAUACAGAACAGCUGGUGAAUUGAAGAGGAUGUUGUCUUUCAUCAAGAGAAAGGCAAACAAGAAGGAGGAGCACAUCGACUUGUACAUGGCUGGAUCGCUGAGGCCCAGCAACCUUGCAACUGCUGCACGGGAAGCUGGACUGCGAUCGCGCAGCAGUGGCAGCUUAGAGGGUUCGACUGGGGAUGAGAAUGACGGCGAGGACGAUGAGCCAGUCGAUAGGGAGACUGACUUGGAGGAGUUUCGUCGUUGGCUCGACGGGCAACCCCGAGGUGCUGCGGAGCCUGCCCCGUGCGCAGCUGUGCCGUCCCCAUGUGAAGCUGUAGCUACUGCGCCAUCCCACCUGGAAACCGUAGCUGCUGUUCCAUCCCGACCAGAAGCCGUGGCUGUUGCUCCAUCCCAACCAGAAGCCAUAGCUGCCCUGCCAUCCCAACCAGAAGCCCUAGUUUCUGCGCCAUCCCAACCAGAAGCCAUAGCUGCUGUGCCAUCCCCACCAGAUGAAGCCCUAGUUGCUGCGCCAUCCCAACCAGAAGCCGCCCGAGAGCCAUCCCCAGAAGUUUCCACUGGAUCCAAGGCCCCAUCCAACACAAAGCAGACCGCUGAAGCAGAGCUCCCAUCCUCCUCAGCAAAGGCCACACAGCCCAUGCUGAACCGGUCAAGGUUGAUGGCCACUGCUGGAAGCGAUACAGGGGCAGCGUCUGCUACGAGGGUGCAUGAGUCGACUUGGCACACUCCCGGCAACUGUGACAAGUGUUUGAAGGAGCCUGGUCAGUGUAACUCGAUGGCAUGUAUAUAUAUAUAUAUAUGUAUAUAG